GGAGAAUUCAGUCCCAGGUGGGUGGUUCUGGCAGCAACACCCAAGCCCCAAGGCUAUAAGAGCUGCUCCCCACCCAGCGCAGAGCUACGACCCCACAGAGCAUCUCCAGGAACAACUUGGUUACUGGGAAUACGGCUCCUUACUGGGCAAUUUGACACCAUCUCUGUGCUUCGGUAUGUCUGGGCAUCAGAAGCAAGAGGAGAAGCUGCAGUGACAUCUCCAAUUGGCCAUACAAGCAGGCUCCUAUUGGGAGAGUCUUCUGGGUUAAAGGGAAGGGAUCAGAAGCACACUUGAGCCCUCCUAGAUAUUGACUUCCAAGAAGAAGAGUAAGGCCUGAAGAGUCAUCAGAUUCAACAUUUCUUAGCUCCUGGAAAACCAGACAAUCCUGAAGGGAGUAUCCUUAGGUAGAAUUUCUCACAGCUCAAUGGCCUUUACAGCCUCCUUUACUGACCUCCAAGCAGAGGCCAGCUGCCCCCUCUGCUGGGAUUUCCUGAGAGACCCAGUGACCAUUGACUGUGGCCACAACUUCUGUGGCUCCUGCAUCACACAGUGCUGGGAAGAUCUGCAGGACAUCCUCCCCUGUCCCAUCUGCCUCCACCACUGCCUUGACAGGAACUUGAAGAAAAACAGGCAGUUAUGUCACAUGACUGAUAUUGUAAAGCAACUUCCCACUAAUUGGAACAAGAGGAAAUGGCAGGAAGAGAAACCCCUGUGUGAGAAACACAGUCAGGUUCUGACUCUGUUCUGUGAGGAGGAUCUGGAGCUACUGUGUGCCCAGUGCCAAGUCUCCUCUGACCAUCGGGAUCACCACCUGAUGCCUCUUGAGCAGGCUGCAGCUACUCACAGGAAGAAGCUCAGAAGCUACAUUGAGCCUCUGAAGAAGCAAGUUGAAGAUGCUGAAAAGGGGUUAGAAAUCCAAGUAUCAAAAUCAUCUGAAUUGCGGGUAAAGGUAGAAAAUCAGAGGGAGGAAUUGUACUCUGAAUUUGAACAACUUAAGCGUUUUUUGGGAAAAGAGCAGGAUGUAAUUAUUUUGAAAUUACAGACAGAACAGAUGUAUGCUGAAAAAAAACUAAGGGAAAACAAAGUAAAAUUCUUAGAGCACAUUUACACACUAAAAAAUCUAGUGAGUGAAAUAGCAGAGAAGUGUGUGCAGUCAGAACUGGAGUUCCUCACAGGUAUUGAAACUAUCCACACCAAGCAUGAAAACCUGAACACUCCAGCAAUCCUUUCAUAUGAAUUAAGGAAAAAAGAUAUCUGUUCUCUUGAAGAAUAUUUUAACCUACACAAAAUAAUCAACACAUUUAAGGUAAAUUUGACACUAGAUACUGAAACUGCUCACCUCAGACUUGUUAUCUCAGAAGACAAAAAAAGUGUGACAUUAGGAAAGAUGAACCCAAACUUGCCUUACAGUCUUGAGAAUUUUGCUUUUUUGCCAUCUGUCCUGAGUUCUCAGGGAUUUGUUUUUGGCAGGCACUAUUGGCAGGUGGAAAUAAGAGGCAAGGGGGAGUGGGAUGUAGGUGUCUGUAAAGCAUCUUUCCCCAGAAAUGCUAUUACAUCACCAUCCCCAAAAGAUGGAUGCUGGGGAAUACGGCUCUGGUCUUACACCUGUGGUGCUAUGGAUACAAUAAAAUCCAGACAGGUAGGCAUUUUUCUGGACUAUGAGUUGGGACAGGUUUCAUUUUACAAUUUGGAUAAUAGGUGUCUCAUUUAUGCUUUCUCAGAUACAUUUAAAGAAAAACUUUUUCCUUAUUUCUCUAUAGGAUCUGCUUCAGAUCUUACAAUCCAUAUGGUAACCAUUGAAUGA
Molecule: messenger RNA, 1804 nt
Organism: Choloepus didactylus (southern two-toed sloth)
Lineage: Eukaryota; Metazoa; Chordata; Mammalia; Pilosa; Megalonychidae
Product: tripartite motif-containing protein 60-like
Exons: 2
Coding region: 425-1804 (459 amino acids)
Molecular function (GO): protein binding; zinc ion binding
Source: RefSeq, a predicted model, not a curated record